GCAGAUACCGGCAGGUCUGUCACAAAGCAAGAAGUGGCUCUAAGGUUUGUCAUUUUGGGGACAGUCUUGUGAACUUGUGAUCUAUGGACGGGGAAAAUAGCAGCGUGGAUUUCAGGCAUUCUGCAAGUGGUUUUUCUCCUGCUGAGAGGCACCAUGGUGAGUGUUGGUUUGGGUGUUGGGUGCUCACUGCUAACUUGGUUUGGGGGUUUCUUGUUUCAUUGUUUUCCCCAAGAAACACCAGGAAUGUUGGCUGAGUUAUGGGCUGAUCCUGGUCUGUAGUGGGGACAGGAGGAAGGAAGGGAUGGGGAAGAAGGAAGCCUGCAAGUGUCCGGAGGUGGCAUGGAUGUACAUCAAAAAUCAGCCCUCAUCGGGAAACCCGAUGUGAGGAAUUGGAAGUUGAAUCUGAAAUGGUGAUAAUGCAGCCUGGGUCUUGGUGGGAUGAGCUCUACACAGACCCACCAGCUGCCAAGCGCCAUCUGCUCUACCCUGGGAUCAUUUCACAAGGCAUGGGCUCUGUGAAGCUCCCACGCCAUGCUCUUGAGGACCUGCAGAGCCUCCACCACCUCCACAACAACACAUGCAGGGGGUGUCCUUCUCCCUCUGCCCAUCCACCCUCCAGCAGGAGCCCAGCCCAUGGGUGCCUGCUGCCAUCCCCUCCUUCCACCACCUCCUUCCCCACGGGGAACCACUGCAGCAACUGGUUAGGAUCCACAGACCCCCAGAACUGGGGGAAACACAGCAGCCAUCAACUUCUGAAGCGACGUUGCGCGGGAACCACGAUGGAAGAUCUGGUUUUAAACAAAUGGGGACUCUUCCAGCUCCCCCCAUCUGCCCACGCUGCCACCGGGUCUUCCUGAAAGCCACUGCUCUGGGGCUGCUGCUGCUGCUGCUGACUGCGCUGGGCGUGCAGGCGAUCCACCAGGGGCAGCAACCUGGAAGGACCACGGAGGAGCAGCUGCUGAGGGAAGCUGUAGGGAAGGAGCCUGGGAUGGGGGAUAGCACUGGAGGUUGUGGGGACGUAUGGGGGGGGAAUAUUGGGGAGGAGCAGCUGCUGAGGGAAGCUGUAGGGAAGGAGCCUGGGAUGGGGGAUAGCACUCGAGGCUGUGGGGACGUAUGGGGGGGGAAUAUUGGGGAGGAGCAGCUGCUGAGGGAAGCUGUAGGGAAGGAGCCUGGGAUGGGGGAUAGCACUGGAGGUUGUGGGGACGUAUGGGGGGGGAAUAUUGGGGAGGAGCAGCUGCUGAGGGAAGCUGUAGGGAAGGAGCCUGGGAUGGGGGAUAGCACUGGAGGUUGUGGGGACGUAUGGGGGGGGAAUAUUGGGGAGGAGCAGCUGCUGAGGGAAGCUGUAGGGAAGGAGCCUGGGAUGGGGGAUAGCACUCGAGGCUGUGGGGACGUAUGGGGGGGGAAUAUUGGGGAGCACAAUUUUGGGAGCACUCGACAGAUGUGUGGGGUGGGGAACAGAGGGUCUCCCUGGGGGUUCCCAAAGGGCUGCGGUGUCACUGAGGGAAAUGUGGCUUUUCCAGAUGUCUGCUAUGAGGAGAGGGGGGAGGACCUCAAAACUGGGGCAAAUGUAUUUAAAAAGGAGAUCCAUCGCUGCGGAGCACAAAGUAGGACCCACCCCACACAUUGCCCCAUAGAUUUGGUGACCCAUACUCACCUAUGGACCCCCCCAAAACCACGUCCCAUUGCUCACCUCACAAAGUUGGAGUCCCUUCAACCAACCACGACCCAUAGAUUUGGAGAUGCCACAAUCACCUGUGGAACUCCAAACGCUGCCCCACAGAUCCCCACCCCAUGGAUUUGGAGACCCACCACCAACCCUCACCCAUAGAUCUGAAGGCCUCACAACCCCAGUGCACACCCAGCUGAAACCCACAAUAAGUGUGCAACCCUCCAUUGCACACCUAGCUGCAUGCACACCAAGUUUGCAACAGCCCCAUUGCACACAGGCCUGCACGCACACCAAGUGUGCAACCCCCAUUGCACCCCCACGUGCACACACACCAAGUGUGCAUCACCCCCCAUUGCACCCCCACGUGCACACACACCAAGUGUGCAAACCCCAUUGCACACCCAGCUGCAACACACACCAACUCUGCAUCCCCAUCCUUGCAUGUGUGCAACACCUCCCAUUGCACACCCAGCUACAACACACACCAAGUCUGCAACCCCCCAUUGCACCCCCACAUGCACACACAAUAAGUGUGCAACCCCCCCCAUUGCACACCCAGCUGCAACUCACACCAACUCUGCAACCCCCCAUUGCACCCCCACGUGCACACACACCAACUGUGCAACCCCCCCAUUGCACACCCAGCUGCAACCCAAAACAAGUGUGCAACCCCCCAUUGCACCCCCACCUGCACACACACCACGCGUGCAACGCCCCCCAUCGUACCCCCAAAUACACACACAAAAAGCGUGCAACCCCCCAUUGAGCCCCCACAUGCACACACAAUAAGUGUGCAACCCCCCCCAUUGCACGCCCAGCUGCAACUCACACCAACUCUGCAACCCCCCAUUGCACCCCCACGUGCACACACACCAACUGUGCAACCCCCCCAUUGCACACCCAGCUGCAACCCAAAACAAGUGUGCAACCCCCCAUUGCACCCCCACCUGCACACACACCACGCGUGCAACGCCCCCCAUCGUACCCCCAAAUACACACACAAAAAGCGUGCAACCCCCCAUUGAGCCCCCACAUGCACACACAAUAAGUGUGCAACCCCCCCCAUUGCACGCCCAGCUGCAACUCACACCAACUCUGCAACCCCCCAUUGCACCCCCACGUGCACACACACCAACUGUGCAACCCCCCCAUUGCACACCCAGCUGCAACCCAAAACAAGUGUGCAACCCCCCAUUGCACCCCCACCUGCACACACACCACGCGUGCAACGCCCCCCAUCGUACCCCCAAAUACACACACAAAAAGCGUGCAACCCCCCAUUGAACCCCCACAUGCACACACAAUAAGUGUGCAACCCCCCCCAUUGCACGCCCAUAGCAGCACGGUGCGACAGAGCGUUCUCAGCCACCACACCCCAUAGGAGCCACAUGUGCUGUGCUUGGCAUCCCACGAGGAACACCAUGCAAAGCCACACACUGGCAGCAAUCUGGGGACAGCGUGUGACACACGAGGGGUGACAGCCUGUGUGGGGCACCCCAGUGAGGGCAGCGUGUGCCACUCCACAAGUGCCAUCCCAUUGUAGGCCACAUGGUGCCAAAACAUGAGGAUCACAACUUUCACAUAGGGAGGUGACAUAAUGGAAUCAUGUCCCAAGGGGAACAGACAGCGGUUCUCCAACCACUCCCUGUCCCCACUGCAGUCUCGCUGUCCCCACACUGCUCCUGCCUCAUGGCACCAAUGGCAGUGGCCCUCAUCCUGGGUGAGUGACAAUGGGGACGUGGUGCCACUGGGGUUGGUGGCCCUGUGUGGGACCAGGACCGUGUCCCUUGGAGGCUGGUGGCUGGUGACUGUGAGCUGGGCACAGCAAUGUGAGUAUGGGGACAGGGGGAGAAUGGGGAUGGAAAGAGGGGAGCGUGGUCAGGGGGAGAGCAGAGGGGCUGAGGAUGGCGUGCAGGGACAAGGCUGACUGCUGUC
This is a messenger RNA of Gallus gallus (chicken), 3604 nucleotides long. RefSeq lists its product as uncharacterized. Lineage: Eukaryota; Metazoa; Chordata; Aves; Galliformes; Phasianidae. The transcript has 2 exons. Bases 578 to 1828 code for a protein of 416 amino acids. The record is from RefSeq and is a predicted model, not a curated record.